AUGGCUGAUGCUGCUAUUACUCUUGCGCGUGAACGCCUUGCGGCCAAGUUUGGUGACGUCCGUACGGGCGGUAAAGGUUCAGUACGCCGAAAACAUAAAGCUGCUCACAAGACCGCGACGGCUGAUGACAAGAAGUUGGGGGCGACGUUGAAGAAAUUGGGCGUCACUCCAAUUCCUGGUGUUGAAGAAGUGAACCUCUUUAAAGCUGAUGGACAGGUUAUUCAUUUUCAGGGCCCAAAGGUCCAAGCGUCGAUUGCAUCCAACACGUUUGCUGUCAGUGGUUUCAACCAGACCAAGUCGCUACAGGAGCUUUUGCCGGGCAUUAUCAACCAAUUGGGCUCGGACAAUCUUGCUAACCUGAAGCAAAUUGCCGAGUCGUAUACGGCUGCUCAGAAGGCCGCCAAGGCCGCUGCUGCUGACGACGAUGAUGACGAGGUCCCGGAUCUUGUGGACAACUUUGAGGACGUUAGUCAGCAAGAUUAA
Messenger RNA from Peronospora farinosa, 483 nucleotides. The record is from the annotation of a GenBank genome assembly. Lineage: Eukaryota; Oomycota; Peronosporomycetes; Peronosporales; Peronosporaceae.